Branchiostoma floridae (Florida lancelet) is the source of this 4230-nucleotide messenger RNA. RefSeq lists its product as uncharacterized. Gene Ontology annotation, molecular function: hydrolase activity, acting on ester bonds. The transcript has 6 exons. NCBI's taxonomy places the organism in Eukaryota, Metazoa, Chordata, Leptocardii, Amphioxiformes, Branchiostomatidae. The record is from RefSeq and is a predicted model, not a curated record. The coding region runs from base 64 to 3120 and encodes 1018 amino acids.
UCCUGAAAAGUUGUUGGAGUUUUUGUUUCCGUUCUUUUCAGAGUUCCACUCAAGUUUUGUAGGAUGGAAACAGCCACCAGAGGGAAAGAACGUGGCAGGAGCGUGGGUAAGAGGAGAUGGAAGGAGGCGAGCUCGAAGAAGGGUCGGGUAGCGGGAACAGCUGGUGUCCUUGGCGGUGGAAGAGGCACGGACGCCGGCCGCGAGUGGAGUGGUGGUGGUGGUCCGGACGGGGACGUUGCAGGCCAGUUGGCCACAAAAAUAGCCGGCCUACCCUCGAGGAUAGCUGAUGCUGUAGUGAGUGAUGACUGGGAGGCAGAGCUUCAAGAAGUAACUCCACCAAUCAGUGACAAGAGGGCAGACCUUCAGAAAGUGUCUUCACCAAUCACAGACAAGGGAGCGGAGCUUCAAGAAACACCUCUAACAAGUGACAAGACAGAGGUUAAACAAGAUAAACCGCAGCCAAGAGUCUCCCAUAGCGUCAAGCUUACCCGACGCAAGCAGAAGAAAACAGUGAAAACAGAAAAGCCUAAAAGCACCCAGACUAUCCUUGUAGAUGAACAAAAGAAAACAGGUAAAACAGAAAAAGUCAAAAGUGCAGUUGCAGCCACCACAAAAAAGGAGAGGCUGCGGCUACAGACGGACCCCACCGACGAAAACCGAAACAUGAUACAAGCUGAGAAGGUGCAUUCAGAGGACACACGAAUUACAAGCAAGAAGCAGACAGUCAGCCCAGCCGACAGUGUCCUGGACAGGAUACUAUCCCCCAAGCCCAAAGCAAAAUCUUCAGAUAGAACCAAGAUAUCUUUCAAGCUUACACCAAUAAAACAAGAAGAAAUCAAGAAGGACAUUUCAAAGUUUAACUGGUGGAGCGACAAAGAUACCGACAAGGAGGACAGAGAGAGUGGUAGCAGUACAGAGGAGAAGUCACCAGUGGAUACCAAGCAGAUUGCUAAGAAAGAACAGGAUCUGGAAAGUCCAUCUUCGUCCCAAGUGUCCGUUAAGAGGAAGGAGCAGGAGGAUCGCACACAGAUGCCUCCUCCCCCUCUCCCCGACACUCCUGUAUCUUGUCAGGGGAAGAGGAAGAAACCAAAAAGGAAAGCCACACCUAUGCCUCCUAGAACCCUGGGCUUCAAGACACACUUAGAGGAUGACUUAGAGGCAACAACAAGAAGUGUCAGUGCGCCAAGUAGUAGGAUGCCCUCGCGGGACCCCUCCCCUAGCCUUCUGAGACGUCCAUCCGAGGAGUUCCAGCCCCCUUUUCCAGUAAGCCCCUUCUCGGAGGACUACAGGAAAGAGUGCUUUGAAGACAGCGGGUCCGAGACGUCAUCUUUGGAGCAUAACCUUAGCCUGGCGUCACAAGAGGAGCUGGAGGUCGGACGGUACGGUGACGAUGAAGAAGAAGCCAACUCCGACCUACACUCAGAGGAUCGUGGCCCAAACGGUGGCAGCGUACGGAGCAGUAGCUUUCCGCCAAAGUUGUUGCCCGUAUUUCGCGGUGACAUCAGCCCAGCCCAAGUCCAGGGCUCAAGCUUUCCUCUGAGAGAUCCCCCAGGAUUGCUCAGCGAGCAGUCCACAUCUCUGCAGUUGCCGGCUCGUGAUGACGGCAUACAGAGCCACGAGACAGCUCACCUCCCUCCAAACAUGAUGCAGAAAGCCCAGGAGCUCCACAGACAGUCUGUCCACUUCCAGCACCUGUCCCAGCACCACUACAACUUUGCCGUGCAUCUGCUCCACAGGUCUCUGAUGCUGAACGACCAGUACCUAAACAUCGUGGGUGGCAGUGUGAACAGCCCCCCUCCCCAUCCACUCUCACCUGCGCAGCCAGGCACCUAUGGACCAGUGUUCCCCUUUCCCCCUCCCCCCCAGGCAGAGUUCUCGCCUCAGUACCCUCCCCCGGUGCCCCCGCACCCUUCUGUGGCGCUACAGGGUGUAGGACAGAGUCCUGGCUUCUUUCGAGAAAACUCUUCACCGUUUGGGUCAUACGACGCACCAGCAGAACACCACGGGAAUCAUUGGUAUUCUCCACAUUCAUCAGAAUCCGCCCAGCAGGGGAAGAGCACAACACUUCUGCCUCCAGGACAUUUCCAAAUCCCGCCACAAAUGUGGAAGAAAGCGGCAAGCGCCGAAGGGGGCGUGGCGGGGAAGUAUGUCAUACCAGCUUACCGUUCGGGAAUUGCGAAAUGGAAGGUCGAACAGGAUACCUCCGACGAAACCUCGAGCAGCGUCACCUCUCCGCCGUACAAAAGAAAGAUGGUGGUGAGCUGGCCGUCCUUGCUAGAGGUGUCGUACGUCUGGCAGGUCGGCGUGAAAGACGCGGGUUACGUCGACUCCCACUGCCACAUAGACUAUCUGUUCGAAAGGAUGUCGUUCCGAGAAUCCUUCCAAGCGUUCAUGAGCAAGGCGAACUUUCCAGCCAGCUUUGAGGGCUGCGUGGCCGUGUUCUGCGAUCCUAAGUCGUGGGUGCCGGACGGUUUCUGGAGAAGACUGCUCCAGGAGAAUGAUAACGUUUGGGGUGCGUUUGGAUGCCAUCCCCACAGUGCUAAGCUGUACAACAUGGUCAAUGAGCAGAACCUACUGAACUGCUUGAAGCACGAGAAGGCGAUAGCGUUUGGGGAGAUCGGACUGGACAAUUCCAAGGACUUUUCUCCGCCCAGCAUUCAGAAAGAGGUGUUCAUAAGACAGCUGCACCUUGCAAUGCAGGUAAAGAAGCCGCUGGUGCUCCACUGUCGCCAGGCAGAUGACGAGAUGUUUGAGAUUAUGCAGGACCUGGUGCCGCGCGAUUACAUCAUCCAUCGCCACUGCUUCACUGAGAGCUUCGCCGUCGCCCAGAGGUGGAUGGAAGAGUACCCCAACAUGUACCUGGGCAUCACUGCGCUCGUGACCUUCCCGACCACGCGAGCGCUUCAGGAUGCCGUGCGACGUAUCCCACUUGACAGGCUCCUUCUGGAGACAGACGCCCCCUACUUUGUACCUAGGCAGAUUCCUCAAGGCAAGGUCGCCUGCUCCCACCCAGCCAUGGCGGUGUGCGUUGCAGAGAAGAUAGCUGAACUGAAGGCCAUUCCGUUGAGCGAGGUUCUCAUGCAAGUCCGAGAAAACACCCGAACUGUGUACGGCAUCUAGUAUAGUUGCUCUUGGCACAAACACGAUAUUGUUUUACGCUGUGGUUGGCAGGGAAAAUAAGUAUUGGCAUAGUUUUCGUACAGAGCGCUCUAAGAUAUAUCUAUUGAUGUUCCACUUUCUGUGUGAUGCAUGAAGAUAUCCUUAAGAGUAGUUAAGGUUAAAGCCAUACACCUGAAGUGCUAUGAAAGAGUUUGAAUGGAACCAAAGAAGAGUUAUUCCUGGUGUUGAAAUGACUGCUCACCAUGGACAUUGUUGAUGAAGACAGCUGACAGAAAGUACAUGUAGUUGACACAAACACUUGCUGUUAAAAGUACAUAUAUGUAGAUCACAGUACAUGUAUGUCGAUCACAAUACAUGACAUAUAGUGGACAGUACAUAUGAUGUAGUUUGUAGACAUGUAUGCAGUUAACAGUACAUAUGUGUAUGUAGAUCACAGUACAUGUAUCUUCUUGACAGUACAUAAUAUGUAGUUGAUAGUACAUAUAUGCAGUUAACAGUACAUGUAUGUAGUGGGCGGUACAUGUAUGUAGUUGACAGUACAUAUACAUGUAGGUAGUUGGCAGUAUGUAUGCUGCAAACAUGGUCAUGUGUAACUGAUCAUGAAGUUGCUGUCUUUGAUAAGCAAGGGUGUUAUAUUGUCUACCUCAACAUAGUAAUGCACAUACAUGUAUGGCAAUCAUGAAGUUUACAGAACAAUUCCAGUCAAAUGUAGGAAACAGAAUUCAAGAUUCUCUUUUGGGAUUAGAAAUUUAAGUUUGUCUUUUUUUCAACAACUUUUUUUAACGAUGAGUUAUCUUCUGAAAUUGUGGGAGAUUUUUUGUUGUAAAGUAAUGAUAAGUAAAAAAAUAAGCCAAGAAGGUCUCCAAUGAAAUUUGUUUGGCCUGGGCUGUUCAGUAAAACUCAUCGACGAAUAAAGAAAAAAGACAAAUGAAUAUGUGAAGUUGCCAUUAGUACAAUAAGUUAAAACUCCUUGCUGUUGUUUGGUUGGACAUUAGAAUGUGUUGUAUGGAUGCACCCUUUGAAGCUGUAAGGUCAAAAAUGGAAGUGUUUGUUGUCCUGAUGUUACACAAUUACCUUUAAAAUACACUGUUCUGAUUAUAAGGCAAGGCA